Chelonus insularis is the source of this 1648-nucleotide messenger RNA. RefSeq names its product Interferon-related developmental regulator 1 (gene Ifrd1). Bases 242 to 1561 code for a protein of 439 amino acids. The transcript has 5 exons. NCBI's taxonomy places the organism in Eukaryota, Metazoa, Arthropoda, Insecta, Hymenoptera, Braconidae. The record is from RefSeq and is a predicted model, not a curated record.
GAACAGCAGGCAGAAGGUCAAUAAGAGCAGGUGCACAUACGAGAAAGCCCUCCGUUGGCUGUCUCAACGUGUAUGCAUUUGGAAUAAUUACACCAUGUUAAUGAGUUUUUAUCUUAUAAUAAUUAAAAAUCAGUGCAGUGGAUUCAAUAUACGACCGACAACUACUAAUAUAAGACAUUUGCCAUCUUGAUCGUUUGUUUAAAUUAUCAGUUCAAAUUGUGCAAUAAGGUGAUCAAGAAACAUGCCUGGAAAAAGAGGAAGAAAAGGCAAAUCUGGCCAACAUGGAAAACGUGCUGAAGUAAUGUCCGAUGACGAUUUAAGUACUAAUGACGCUGCUAGUGUGACCAGUGGACAGUCGGAUAAUAAAAGUUUAGCAAUAGAUGAUGUAAAUGACAACAAUGAAAUUGAUGAGAUUAGCCAACAAGAAGUUUUUGAGGAAAAACUCAAAGAAGCUAUUGAUGGAUUGUCUCAAAAGAGUGCUAAAGGCAGAACAUUUUGUUUCAAUGGGAUUGAAAAAAUGUUUUCGCUUAAAUACGUUCCAGAUUUUGUAGAAGACAGAAAAAUGACAAUCACUGAUUGCGUUGAACGUGGAUUAAAGAAAGGAAAAAAUGAUGAAAAAUGUGUUGCUGCAAGGUUAAGCACUCUUUUAUGUGUUCAACUUGGUGCAUUUGAAAGUGCUGAGAUUGUCUGUAAAGAUCUGAAAUCCAUUCUUAUGUUGAUUGCUAAUGAUAAUACUGUUUCAACUCAAGUUAGAGCUGAGUGUUGCUGGGCUUUAAGUAUGAAUCAUUUCUUAUCUGGUAAUGAUGCUGCUGAUACUGUUGUUAAUGUUCAACUGUUAUCAAAUAUAUUUGCCGGUUCAUAUUUAAAAGGUAACGGUGCUGCUGCUGCAGUUUCUGUCGAAUUAGGCACACUUCAUGCAGCUGCACUAUCAGCUUGGACUCUUCUUUUAACUAUUAUGACUCCUUCGGAUAUUUAUAAUUUACUUGCUAGUAGCAGAAUUAAUAACUUUAUGCCAUCUCUUGAUCGUUUACGUCAGCUUCUGGAAUCUCCGCAUCUUGAUGUGCGCAUGUCAGCAGGUGAAGCCCUAGCAGUCAUUUUCGAACUUGGUCGCGAAUAUUCUGAAGAUUAUGAACAUGAUUGGGCUGCUGAUGAACUCGUUGAUGUAUUAAAAGAAUUAGCUACGGAUUCCAAUAAGUCUAGAGCAAAAAAAGAUCGUAAACAACAACGAGCGAGUUUUCGAGACAUUUUAAGAUAUAUCGAGGAGGACAUUGUACCCGAAAUGCAGAUUCGUUUUGGCAAAGAAACAUUGUAUCUUGAAGGAUGGUGUCCACGUAUACAAUAUAAUGCAUGUUGCAGAAUAUUAGGCUCUGGUAUAAAUAUUCAUCUUGCUGAAAAUUUACUUUUACGAGAUAUAUUUCAUCUUGGUAAUACAGUACCCGUAACAGCUUUCCAAAAAACAAGUAAACUGGAACGAACUUUGAUGAAUGCAGCAGCAUUUAAAGCUCGUACGAUAUUACGGAAUAAAACUCGCGAUAAACGCUCGGUAGCAAUGUCACAAUAAUUUAUCAUGCUUUUGUCUCUACAUAAUUAAAUUUUGAAUGUAAACAAUUUUUUUUUUAAUAUAUUUAUUUCUUUUAUGUUCAGAUUA